Molecule: messenger RNA, 3061 nt
Organism: Brachypodium distachyon (stiff brome)
Lineage: Eukaryota; Viridiplantae; Streptophyta; Magnoliopsida; Poales; Poaceae
Product: type IV inositol polyphosphate 5-phosphatase 7
Exons: 12
Coding region: 673-2364 (563 amino acids)
Biological process (GO): phosphatidylinositol dephosphorylation
Molecular function (GO): phosphatidylinositol-4,5-bisphosphate 5-phosphatase activity; inositol-polyphosphate 5-phosphatase activity; phosphatidylinositol-3,4,5-trisphosphate 5-phosphatase activity
Source: RefSeq, a predicted model, not a curated record
UUGCGGGAGCUGGCCGUGACCGCAGCGCCCUUAACAGCAGUAAACAAAGCAGAGAGAAGAGAAGAGGAGAAGGGGGGGAUAAAAGGAAGAGGGCUCCAGCAAAAGCAGAGGAGGCAGAUCAGAAACCCCGAGAGCUCACUCCUACAGUUUUCUUUUCUCUCGCUUCCCAGUGUUUUUUCGCACACCGACCAGUACACACACACAGAGACCUCCAGCUAGUACUCCUUCGUAGCCUUAACCCCCUGCUAGCAGCUAGCGGAGAGCCUAGGAGGAGUAGCAUUCAGUGAUUCAGGGGCAAGGCGGUGUCCGUUCGUCCUGCGAGGCUUGUUCGUAGACUGCAGUAGCGGCAUUGCUUCCUCCCGGGAUCAGCUCAGCUCUCGUCGAUUCGGUUCAGGGUCGAGUUGGAUUCGUGAUCCCUGGCGAGUUUGGCGGCGGCGGCGUUGUUGGCUGGUUUGCUUCUUCCCGGCGCUGAAUCAGGGCCGAGAUUUGGGGGUGAAUCCGGAUUUGGGGCCAAAAUAAUUUGGAGAUUUGAGGUUUCCUUGCGAAGCCGCACCUUCCAUACAUACAAAGGAGAGAGAGGAGGGGGUGGAGCAGGGAGGAGGGAGGGGAGGGGCUGAGAUUGGCUUGAUUCUUCUGCUGCUUCAGGAGGAAGGAGGCUGGUGCUAUGAGACAAUGAGGGAAGAGAGCAACAAGAAGAGCAAGCUCUCGUGGUCCAAAUCCCUCGUCAGGAAGUGGUUCAACAUCAAGAAUAAGGCGCAGGAUUUCCACGCGGACUACGAUGCUAGCCAAGGAAGGGAUGGUGGUGAACGGAGGACCAGCUGCUCAGAGAGGGAGGCAGCAACAGCCAAGAAAAGCAGAACUGACCGGUCGUUGAAGCGGAAUGUUGAUCGCAUUCGUAGAGGAAGGAAUGAAUUUGAUAUGUCACGUCUGACAGAAACUCAAGAUUACAGAAUAUUUGCCUCCACGUGGAAUGUUGGUGGUAAAUCCCCAUCAAGGGGGUUAGAUUUAGAUGACUGGCUCCAUUCUUCACCUCCUGCCGAUAUCUAUGUGCUUGGCUUUCAAGAAAUUGUUCCGUUGAAUGCUGGAAAUGUUCUUGGUACUGAAGACAAUGUUCCGGCAAAGAAGUGGGUAUCACUUAUUAGGAGGACACUAAAUAAGAAUCCUGAGCCUAGCAGCCAUGGUGGCUAUCGCACGCCAUCCCCUGUACCUGACCCAGUUGUGGAAUUAGAUGCUGAUUUUGAGGGAUCGUCGAGAAGACAUGAUAGCUCUUCAUUUUUCCAGCGCCGAUCAUUCCAGAACCUUAGCCGGAGUUUAAGAGUUGAAGGAAAUGAUAUGUUUCCACAACCAAGAUUGGACCGUAGGUUUAGUGUCUGUGGCCCUGUUACCUUGGGAGGCAGACCAAGUAAUUUUGAUGGAAAUUUUAUGUGUACCGGAUCACCAGAUGACCAAUAUAUUGACGAGGAUGCCAACAACGGACCAUAUUUUUCACCGUUCCCAUAUGGCUAUGGUGCUUCACCACCUGCGGAAGAAAACAACGAGCACCCGAAUACUCCUAGGUAUUGUUUGGUUGCCAGCAAACAGAUGGUUGGCGUAUUUCUCACAGUUUGGGUACGCAAUGAAAUAAGAAAUGAUGUUCGAAACCUGAAAGUUUCUUGCGUGGGUAGAGGACUAAUGGGUUAUCUCGGAAACAAGGGUUCUAUAUCAAUAAGCAUGUCUUUGCAUCAUACAACCUUCUGUUUUGUCUGUUGUCAUUUGACCUCCGGGGAGAAAGAAGGAGAUGAAUUUCGCAGAAACUCUGAUGUUAUGGAAAUCUUACGGAAGACAAGAUUCCCUCGGGUCCGUGGAUGUGGGGAUAUUAAGUCACCGGAAACAAUUCUUGAGCAUGACCGUAUCAUAUGGCUUGGUGAUUUGAAUUACCGGAUUUCUCUUUCAUACCCAUCAGCAAAAGCUCUCGUUGAAAUGCAUAAUUGGAAGCAACUAUUGGAGAAAGAUCAGCUUCGCAUAGAGCGAAGAUGCGGACGUGUUUUCCAGGGAUGGAAAGAAGGGAAGAUUUAUUUUCCUCCAACAUAUAAAUAUUCUUUCAACUCAGAUCGGUAUUCUGGUUAUGGUGUGCGUCCCAAGGAAAAGAGGCGAACACCAGCAUGGUGUGAUCGCAUUUUAUGGUAUGGUAAUGGCAUCAUUCAGUUGUCAUAUGUCCGUGGAGAAUCUCGCUUCUCUGACCACAGACCAGUGUACAGUAUUUUCGUGGCGGAGGUUGAAAUUCUUCGCCAGAGGAGAAGAAACAUGGGCUAUUUCAGCUCUAGAGUUGAGGUGGAGGAGCUUUUGCCAUAUUCUCACAGCUAUGCAGACAUAAAGUUCUACUAGUUCAGCUCUUGCGGUGCUAUAAGUAUGUAACCCCCUUUAAAUAUGUGUAAGCUAAGUGGUUGCUUCUCAAUUAAGAACCACUUUUCUUUACACAUAUUCCUUCUGUUUUACACAUCUGUGCUGUUUAUGCAGGCUCAAUGAUUCUCUGCAAUCUAUAGCAUGGUUCCAAGAUCUGUUAGAUGAGCAGAUAUGAACAUGACAAUAUUUUUCCAUCUUUUUUUGUGUGUGUGUUCUCGCUUUCGAGAAUCACACUUGGCACUUUAGUAACCAUUGCCAAGAUCUAAGAUCAGAUGCGUGGGGAACACAUUCACAUUCUGCAAGAACUAACAUAGAGGAUAGUCGGGCAAUUUAGCAACUAACAAUUUGCCCGCGAAUGGCAACGUUCAUGGGAAGAUUCAGCCAGCUUACAUCACUGACUAUACAACUCUACCAGCUCUUUGCCUUCCAGUUCAUCUCCUUUGUUUAGAGCCCUCAACAACCUACACCCGUCACACCUUUUUUUUCCAUUGAAAACUCUGUAAUUAAGCUGGACAGUGCAUGUAUCAGCGUGAGUUGUAAAAUCAUCGCAGAUCGGCGCAGGGAAUGAUACUUGGAUUGAACUAAAUUCCAUAUGAUGAUUCCUGGUGUGAGGGGAGAAUGAUAUGUGUUGAUGUGACUUGAGAGGUUUGUUGCGAAAAGAUGUGAUCAUUUGCAUGUA